Hevea brasiliensis (rubber tree) is the source of this 1755-nucleotide messenger RNA. RefSeq lists its product as uncharacterized. NCBI's taxonomy places the organism in Eukaryota, Viridiplantae, Streptophyta, Magnoliopsida, Malpighiales, Euphorbiaceae. The record is from RefSeq and is a predicted model, not a curated record. The transcript has 5 exons. The coding region runs from base 28 to 612 and encodes 194 amino acids.
UCACACCAUAUUGGCUGCCACGCCUCUAUGAAUCUUCAUUCAAGAAGAGAGAGUGAAGAUUUAUGUGCUGGUAAAACAUUUGGUUCUUCUGAGCAUCAAAUUAUGGAGAGACGGGAUGUGGAAAAAAGAGAGAGGCAAAUUCUCCACCUCAUGCAUUGCUAUGUAGCAAAUUCAUUUGAGUUGGUGAGGAAGGAGCAUAAAGCUAUUGAUGAGAAGCAAAAGAAUGUUUCAGAUGAACAUAAAGAAAAUUUGGACCCAGAUAUUGCUAAAUAUUCAGAGGAUUCCAGAAAUCAUAAGAGGAUUUCUAAUUUCUUGUUAUUCUUCUGUGCAUGCUUCUGCAUGCAGAGAAAUAUCGUGCACUGCUUGUGCAAGCAGAUCCCUGGAGAAGUGUUUUCAAACAAGAUCCUUAAACCAUUCCACAUGCAAGACGUAUAUCAUUAUUGUUGGUGGAAUUACAGAUUCAAAGUUACUCCGCAUAUUUUUAGCCUGGGCAGCAUUGUGAUGUCAAAUUGGACCAGAAUGAGAGCUCCAUGUUAUCCUCUUCCAACUUUGUUGAUAAGUUUAUUCAAGAAGGUUAUAUGCCUAAUGGUAGGGGCUUCAUUUUCUGAAUGAAGCAGCCUUGAUCAAUAACUGCACGUAGGGGUGAGCAUUCGAUUCAAAUCGAAUUGAACCAAACUAAACUGAAUUACAUAUUUUAGAAAUUGAAUCAAACCGAAAUAGAUGAAAAAUAGAAUCGAACUGAAUCGCUAUAUUUCAGUUCGAUUCAGUUCAAAUCGAUCGGUUUUAAUUUUUUAUUGAUUUUUUAAUUUAGAUUUGAUUUUCAAGUUAUUUGAUCUAAUUUUGACUUUGGUUUGAACCUAAUAACCAUUAAUCAAUGAAAUUAAACAAUUUAUAUAUAUAUAUAUAUAAUUCAUAAAUUUUUCAUAAAAAUAAAUCAAUUUAAAAAUUAAUUUAUUCGAUUUGAAUAUAUAAAAUUACUAUUCGGUUUUAUUCGAUUUAAUCGAUUUUUUUUCUUUAAAACUGAACCGAAUCGAAAUAAUCAAAAUUUUUAUAAUAUAAAACCUAAUCGCACCAAGUGAAUUUUAAAAUCAAACCGAUUGAAUCAAAUUAAUUCGAUUCGAUUUUUCAAUUUGAACCGAAAUUUGCUCACCCCCUAGCUGCAUGUAUGCUCUGGUACAUCUAGUGCACUUAUGAUGGUGGAUUCAGCAAGUUCGAUGGGUUUUAUUUGGAGGGACGGGAAGGAGGCUCCCCGAGGGUGUCUAAGAGUCGGCCAUGGUAGGUCGCCGCCCUCUUAUGUGGGCCUUGUCUUCUUCUCUCUGCUUCUCCCUCCAUGGUUGUCGAUCGAUGCUGAAAUACUCUAAAUUUCAUGGCUUGUUUGUUGUCCUAAAGGGGUUUACUAGCUUAAGCUGCUUCUGGUUGUGUUGGUUGAGGCCUCCCUCCUUGGUAGACGACUCUAGUUUCUACGAUUUGGAAAAGCUCCAUGGUCGGAUAUUUGAAGUGAGCGACGCUUUUUGAUGAAGAAUCGGGUCUCCUUUAGUUUCUUCGAGUCCCGACCUGUUUUAAAUUAGGGUUACCUAUUAAUGUAUUGGGUCUGCUGGACUUGAAAGUGAGCUUCUUAUUGCAAUGGUAGCUUUUUUAAUAGCUUGUAUUCUUCUUCUGAGUUAACAGGUCAUAGACUUUGUACCAUUUUCUCUAGGCCUUUUAAGGCCAUUUUAAUGAAAUAUUAUCUUUGAAAAAAAAAAUGAUAAAAAGCCA